GCGGUCACGUGAUUGUUGGCGUGGUGCCAUCAUCACAUCCAGCAGCUGGUGUCGUCGGUGUAGUCUGCAUCGGUUUGUAACAUCAGUAGCUAGUGAGACAAAUCAACAUGGAUUUUAACGUGAAGAAAUUGGCCUCAGGUGCCGGACUAUUUUUCACACGAGCUGUCCAGUUCACAGAGGAGAAGUUGGGCCAGGCGGAGAAGACUGAGUUGGAUGCCCACUUUGAGAGCCUGAUGAGCCGCGCAGACUGCACCAAACUCUGGACUGAGAAGAUUUACAGACAGACUGAGGUCCUGCUGCAGCCAAACCCAAUCGAUCACACUGGUGCCAGAAUUGAGGAAUUUCUUUAUGAAAAGUUGGACAGGAAGGCGCCAUCCAGAAUUACCAAUGCAGAGCUGUUGGGUCAAUAUAUGCAGGAUGCAGCGAAGGAAUUUGGUCCUGGUACUCCAUACGGUAGCACUUUGAUCGAGGUGGGAGAAUUUGAGAGGAGAUUAGGAGCAGCAGAGAGGGAGUUCCUACAGACAUCAGCAAUCAGCUUUCUCACCCCGCUCAGGAACUUUCUGGAAGGAGACUGGAGGACCAUUUCAAAAGAACGCCGCCUUCUGGAGAACCUUCGCCUGGACCUGGACGCCUGCAAGGCCCGUCUGAAGAAGGCCAAGCAGGCUGAGGCUAAAGCUGCUAUGGCUCCAGACUUCCAGGAGACUAGACCUCGUAACUACGUGCUUUCUGCAAGUGCUUCUGCGCUGUGGAGUGAGGAAGUGGAAAAAGCUGAACAUGAGCUCCGAGUGGCCCAAACAGAGUUUGACCGCCAGGCAGAGGUUACACGGCUGCUUCUGGAGGGCAUCAGCAGUACACAUGUCAACCACUUGCGCUGCCUGCAUGAGUUUGUCGAGGCCCAAGCAGCGUACUACAAGCAGUGUCAUUUCCACAUGCAGGAGCUACAGAAAGAGCUGGGAAGGCUCCCCAAUGCUUUUGCACUGAACUCGACUCCCUCCAUGGUUCCUGCUGGCUCUGCAACAGACGGGGACAGCAGCCCCGUGGAGACAGACACUCUGAAGAUUGAGGAAGUUCAGGCACCAGCUACGGGAACCCGCAAGGCCAAAGUCCUUUAUGAUUAUGACGCUGCUGACUCAAGUGAGCUCUCCCUUUUAGCUGAUGAGCUCAUUACAGUUUACACAGUGCCGGGAAUGGACUCUGACUGGCUGGUUGGAGAGAGAGGGAACCAGAAAGGAAAAGUGCCUGUCACAUACCUGGAGCUGCUCAGCUAAAGAACACACACACAUGCUCACACACUCUAACACACUCUAACACACACACACACACACACACACACACACACACACACACACACACACACACACACACACACACACACACACACACACACACACACACACACACACACACACACACACACACACACGUGCAUGUGCAUGUGUGUGAGUGGGUACUACAAAAAGCCAUGAAGAUUUUUCAUUCACCUUAAUUAUUUCACACUAACCUGUAACCUUCAGUGUUAGGUUUAACACACACACACACACACACUGACAGCAGGGAGAAUGGAGACAUUGUUACAGUGAGGAAAAUCCCGGAGGUGAAGGUCAACAUUCCUUUUAGAUUUGUUUUCUGAUUUAUUAUUAUGAAGACUUUUUUUUUUCUUCUAUUUAUUUUAUUUGGUAUUUAUUGUCGUGCAUCCAAAAGGUUCAGGUGUAACCUUUACACUGUCGGAUAUAUCGAGUGUUCAAAUCCUGUUCUGUUUCUAAAGAAGUCUCCAUCCCUGAACCUAAGUAGAAACAACAUGAUAUGGCCUCUUACAUUUUAAAUAAAUAUAACAUCCAGAAAUCACAGGAGAGAACUGCAGCCUGGCAAGAGAGAGAGAAAAAUGUGAGGGGGGAGGACCUUUUUUAUUUCUUUAUUUUGGAUCUGACAAUAACGGAGACUCUUAAUAUAUAAUUAUAUAUUAAUAAAAAAACAAAAUCAAAGCACAGAGUUGAAAUAUUGCCAACAAUUAUAAAGAUUUCAGGAUUUGAAAUGUCGAAGAAUAAAGUUAAACCUUCAGCCCGUUUAGGAUGUAAAUGAAGGUGUUGGAGGAAAACUUGUUUUUGACUUUUUUUUAAUUCUCCUUUUAUUCUAAUCGUCUUUGUCACCUGAUUAUUGAAAAGCAGAGUGAAACCAU
This is a messenger RNA of Labrus mixtus (cuckoo wrasse), 2176 nucleotides long. Its product is annotated as endophilin-B2-like. Gene Ontology annotation, molecular function: protein binding. Bases 108 to 1268 code for a protein of 386 amino acids. Lineage: Eukaryota; Metazoa; Chordata; Actinopteri; Labriformes; Labridae. The record is from RefSeq and is a predicted model, not a curated record. The transcript has 12 exons. Gene Ontology annotation, biological process: membrane organization. Gene Ontology annotation, cellular component: membrane; cytoplasm.